AGCGGCAUGAUUUUGGUAUCGCCUAAAACCGGAGCGUUGUGCAUCUCUCUACUCAUCUCUGUGGAAACUCACGCCACUGUCAAACCUACUCGUCUUUGGUAGUCUGUGGUAGUCUAUUCAGAAAUCGAUAGCGCAGUGCCAUCUAGAGUAAAAGUCAUUGUCGCGCAAACGUCAAAAUCGAAUAAAUAGUCGUCUGUAGCAGCGGUCGAGCAGACGUCACGAUACUUAUGACGGGGUGAGAAUGGGGCGCGAGGAAGUGUCAAUUUGAUUAUCGUUGGUCAUCGACUUUCGGUGUGCGGGAAUUGUGAUUUAGCAACAAACCACCGAUGGUUGUCAAAUUACUGCCGGUGAUAUUCGUGGGUGCCUCAGGGCGGCGAGAUAGGCCGCCUUUUUAAUUUCAAGGGAGGAAUGACGCUGGAGGAUCCCUUCUUUGUCGUCAAGGACGAGGUGUGCAAAGCUUUGAACAAGACUCGAGGAUUGUAUGGUCGUUGGACUGAGCUACAAGAUGUUACGGUCGUUACUCCUACAAUAGCUGGUCUUCCUGUUUCCCGCGAAGAGUUAGAAUGGACAACCACUGAAUUAAGAAACGCUCUUCGUUCGAUCGAGUGGGAUCUCGAGGAUUUGGAAGAUACGAUCUGUAUCGUAGAGAAAAAUCCCACGAAAUUUAAAAUUGACAACAAGGAGUUAACUAUCCGGCGGAAUUUUAUCGAACAAACACGUGACGAAGUCAAGAUUAUGAAAGACAAGAUGAACUUAAGCAGAGGACGAGACCGCGAUCGUACCGCAAGACAGCCACUUUUGGAUAACAGCCCUGCCAGGGUUCCUGUCUCUCAUGGCACAACAAAAUAUAGCAAGUUGGAAAAUGAGAUUGACAGUCCAAAUCGACAAUUUUUGGAUGACACCUUGCUGCAGCAGAAUAGCAUGAUGCAUCAGCAAGAUGAACAGUUGGAUAUGAUUGGAGAGAGUAUUGGAACUCUCAAAACAGUAUCCCGCCAAAUAAAUUCUGAAUUGGAUGAACAGGCUGUUAUGCUGGAUGACUUUGGGAAUGAGCUGGAAGUUACCGACUCAAAAUUGGAUGCAACUAUGAAGAAAAUGGCUAAGGUUCUCCACAUGAGCAAUGGUAAUUAUGAUAACUACAUUCCCGCUCCUACUACUUCUUCCUCUACUGUUGAGGAACUUGUUUCUAAACCAUCUUCUCUUUCUUCUUUAUCCACUACUUUGACUAAUUGCUUUUUAUGUUCUGGCGAAUAAUGUUUAUAAGAAUUAUACAACAUGAUUCUUUGGAAUAUUAUACAUAGAGAAUACUUAUUUUAGACACGUUAUGGUAAAAAGAUUUUGAGAUACACUGGCAAUGCAGAUACUACUUUCGUUUUAAGUUCUGUUUAACUAUUCUUUAAAGAGAAUCACAUAGUACUCUGUUAUUCAAUUUACCGAUACAUGUUUUUGUUAAAUUCUCUACGAAUGCAUUAACGUUAUUAAUUUAAUUCAAGUGAGCUAAUCGUAUCUAGGAAGACAGAUGAAUUAUGAAAAUAUUAAGAAAAAAUUACACUAUUAAUAUCCCAAAGCUAAUAUCUCCUCGUACUUCACUGUCGAUACUCUAAUGUCACAAAAACUGUUUCGCGCCUACUACUAUUAAUUUUUCAAAAAGGUGCAAUCUCAGAGGAAUAUAUAUUGUUAAAUAAAUCUUAUUCAAAGCUAAAAUGAUUCAAGAAUAUAUUGAAUUCAUACAAAUGUAUGUAAUUUAGUAAAUGCUAUAUGAAACCUAUGCCAAAUUAUUUAUCAAACAGGGAUAGGUAUUUAUGUCCAACAAACAGAAGUAUCAUGGACCAGUAAUAAAUGACGCUAGUUAUUCUGUCAGUGAUUAUUAAAUGCCAAAUAGUUAUUGAGUAAUACAUAACUUUUCAAAAGUCAAUGACUCUCACAGAAGAAAACUUAUUAUGACUGUAAAUAGACAUACCUAUGAACUAUACCUCUUCAAUCUGUAAAGCAGGCCUUGAAAAGUUCACCGGUUGACAUUGUCUAUAAGAUGCGACUGCUACUCGAAGCAGACAUUUAUUGUUGAGGGAAUUUGUGACGAUAUAUUAACUUAGAAACUGUUGUAGCUGAGAUGUGGAAACAUUGUUUAUAUAACCAUUAAGUAAACAUUAAUGUUACUUCUGUACGUCGAUAAGAGAAAUUUAACAAUUAACAACAGUAGUGUGUAACUAACAAGAGAAACUAGUUCUCGUAAUCGACCAGUUGUGAUGAUAGAUUUGACCAAUAAAAUCUGAGAUCUAGUUUACUCGUCAAAGUA
Messenger RNA from Cephus cinctus (wheat stem sawfly), 2293 nucleotides. Its product is annotated as syntaxin-6. Gene Ontology annotation, cellular component: endomembrane system; SNARE complex; synaptic vesicle membrane. Gene Ontology annotation, molecular function: SNARE binding; SNAP receptor activity. Gene Ontology annotation, biological process: vesicle fusion; Golgi vesicle transport; intracellular protein transport. The transcript is spliced from 6 exons. Bases 409 to 1251 code for a protein of 280 amino acids. The record is from RefSeq and is a predicted model, not a curated record. NCBI's taxonomy places the organism in Eukaryota, Metazoa, Arthropoda, Insecta, Hymenoptera, Cephidae.